This is a messenger RNA of Eufriesea mexicana, 321 nucleotides long. RefSeq names its product signal recognition particle 9 (gene Srp9). Bases 64 to 300 code for a protein of 78 amino acids. Gene Ontology annotation, molecular function: 7S RNA binding. Gene Ontology annotation, biological process: SRP-dependent cotranslational protein targeting to membrane; negative regulation of translational elongation. Gene Ontology annotation, cellular component: signal recognition particle, endoplasmic reticulum targeting. The transcript is spliced from 3 exons. NCBI's taxonomy places the organism in Eukaryota, Metazoa, Arthropoda, Insecta, Hymenoptera, Apidae. The record is from RefSeq and is a predicted model, not a curated record.
UUUUAAUAGAAAUAUUGGUUUAGUAUAAUUUUGUAUAUUGACUUUCCUUCAUUAUUCUUAAUAAUGACAUAUUUAAGUUCGUGGGAAGAGUUCGAAAAAGGAGCCGAGAGGUUAUAUCUUCAAGAUCCAAUGAAGGCUCGGUAUACAAUGAAAUAUUGCCAUAAUAAAGGUAUUCUAUGUCUAAAACUUACAGAUAAUCGAACGUGCCUACAAUAUAAAACAGAGAUAGCACAGGACUUAAAGAAGAUGGAAAAAUUUAUAGGAAACCUGAUGAGGCACAUGGCAUCUAAAGAGAGCUAAAUGAGGACUAGACAAGAUUAG